AAUUUCACAUCGGAGUGCGCAGAAUGACCAACGCACAAGUGCGAAAAUGCAAGAAAUACACGUCACAGUUGUCUGCAUAGAUAGUUGAUAUUGUAUGUGAUUGUCUACUUGGCUUCAAAAAUGGCUAAAGGCACUCAGGAAAAAGACAAACCUGUGAAGAUUAAUAAAUGGGAUGGUUCUGCAGUAAAAAAUGCUUUGGAUGAUGCUGUGAAGGAGGUUUUAACAAAGAAGUUCAAUUACGUUGAAAGUUUUUCAUUAAUAGAUAGCAGAUUGGUAAUGUGUGGCAUAGCUGUUGGUGUAGCCAUGUUUGCUCUGUUAUGGGAUUAUCUGUAUCCCUUUCCACAAUCCAGGCCUAUUCUUAUAUUUUGUGUGUCUACAUACUUUGUUAUGAUGGGAAUCCUUACCCUGUACACAACAUACAAAGAAAAAGGAAUAUUUGUAGUGACAAUCCAGAAGGACGCAGCUGGCUUUGUGCCUGAUAACAUAUGGGAAGCCAGUUCUUAUUUAAAGAAAUAUGAUGACAAGUACAGCCUGGUUCUGAGUUGCAAGGAUGGCAAAACAGGGACAGUGAGAGAAGCUACUCUGAUGAAGUCUGUUGCUAACUUCUUUGAUGAAAAUGGGACGUUAAUAUAUGAACUGCUUGAACCAGAAAUAAGUAAACUACAUAAUGGCCUUCUCUCUGAUCGGAAGGAAAAAUAGCACUAGUAUCUGCUGUGAGGACUGUGGUUGUUAAAAAUCUUCUCAAUUAUGGAAAUAUAUAGCACAGCAGCCUUAAAUGUGAUUGAAUUUGUAUCUACACUAGGCACUGGGCAGUGGAAAAAAGUUGCACUUACCACAUUUGUCAAAGGUGUGGCAAAAUUUGUUUUAUAACAAUUUAAAGUGUAGUUCUCACUUCCAAACAGUAUUUACAAGAAUCUUGUAAACUUGUUUCACCAUGAUCUUUAAAAUUGUUUUAUUGGACUUUGGACAUCAUCUAAAUUAUAAAUUAAUGACAUCACAGUGGUUCAUAUGCAGCUUCCGAAAUGCAGUUAUAUUAAUUUAUAAUUUAAACAAUUGACAAGUCCAGGAAAACAGUUUUACAUAUCAUAACGCACAGUCAUCAAAAAUCUUCAGACUUCAUCUUGUUUCAUCAUAUUUCUCAAAAUAUCAGACUUAAGCAGUAAUAUUGAAAUAAUUAAGAUCAGAUAGAUGAAUUCUGCAUUGAUUGAAAAGUGUUCUUAGUUAUUCUUAGUCAUGCUGAGAACUGUUUUUCUUUAAUUAAAAUAUAUAGCUAAAACUUAAAAUCUACCACUUCAGGUAUGCUCUGGCAAGGGAAUGAUCGAUUUUUAAGGUCGAAACCUUGCCUGAAAUUUUGUGUUCACAGAGCCUAUUUGGUAAUGACUGCACACAACAUUUUAGCUGCUGAUAUGCAGUGCAAGAUUGUGAAAAAAUUUCCUGAUGUUGGGGUCUACAGUUCAGAUUCAUGCCACUGUGCAGAAUGCUUAGCAGUGGAACUGUGUUCCCCAGUGCUUUUUAAUGGACUGUGUGGGGCCAAACACUGAUAAGGCUGUGAAAGCCUUAGAAUUGAAUCAGUACAUACAUAGGAACCAUACAUUUUAUUUCAGUAAUCAAGCAGAGCUCAUGCGAUGCGUACCGCCUGUUUUCUUUUACGUUGCUCUGAGACUUCAAGUGUUUGUAACACAAGUGCAGUUAUAUCUGCACAGAACAAGACAAACUUGCAAACUAGACAAAAACCUCAGAUUCAAUGUUUGUAGUGCAUGUUCGGUGGUUCUUGAAACAUGCUAUUUAUGCUUCACAUUUCUGUGACAAUUAUAGUGCAUAAUUUUAUAUACAAUUUUCUGUAUGCAUUCUGUGAGCUCUGCGAAAUUCCUUAUAUAAAAUAUGUGGUUGCUGUCAGGGCCAGACUUGACCUUGUGAGACCCUACACUAUUUCAACUUUAAGAGGCCCAAAAAAAAUUUGAAAGACUAAAUGUAUACUUAUCAUUCUGAUUGAAGAAAACAUUAAAAAAUAGACAUGAAACUGAUGUGAAUGAAAGCAUUAUACUACUGUAGCAUUGGUAUUCACAUGUGACUGUGUUAAGCUAAAAUAAAGUGGUUUUACAAUAGAUUAAUUUAAAUAUUAAGUUUUUAUGUUGCUGUUGGUUAUUUAUAAUUAGUUUUAGAAAUUAACACCUACUACACAUUAUAACUUAUAAUGCAUUUUUCUGAGGCCUGAAACUGUAGCUUAGUAUGUGCAUUUGUCUGGCGUUGGUUCCUAUGCACAAACUUAUUCAAUUAAUAUGAUAUGUGUGUGUGAGAGAGAGAGAGAAAGACAAUUCCAGACUCUUUCACAGUCUUAUCAGCAUAUGGCACUAAUCACUCUGUUUAAUUCACCAGGAAAUGUUAGGUGUGCUGCCAUCAUGCAUGUGCAUGGUGGUACAAACUUUAAAUGCGUGCCCCAACUUUGCACAGUUUUCUCACACACUUGCACCAUGUAAACCUGCAUAAUUUCAGGAAAGGUUUCAACCUGACAAACCAGACCAUUCCCUUGUAAGCUACAUUUACAGCCCACUUCUUUUUCUGAAUGUGUUUUGGUUCAUGUUCUAAUAGGUGCACUAGUUCAAGUCUGUCUUGCAAUAAAUAUAAAUUAUAAAUUAACUUUGCCUUUCUUCAAGUGUUGGAAAGAAAUGGAAGUGUGUUUUGAUUCCAUUUUUACUUAUAUUAAAAAAAUCCUGCUUUUCAUCCAUGAAUGGGCAGACAUUUAACUUUUUAUACUGAAGUAAGAAAAAAUAAACACUUUCCUUCCUUAUACUUUUUCUAAUAUAAAUUGUGCAGAAAUAUAGCUACUGGUAAUUAUUGUGGAAAAAUUUAUGCCUUCAUCAAGGAUAAGUCACAAAGUACCAACUAUGCAUCACUUCCACUCAUUAUCACAUAUUUUUUUAAAGUUUGCAGUCUGUGUUUGCGUACAAAGAUGUGCAGAUUUUCCGAAGAUAGAUGUCUUCCAGUAUCAAUGCAUUUGAACAUGUGGAAGAAAACAGUACUUCCAUUGUUUAUGAAGAUGUUUUUAGGAUGUGAUUAUUUGUUAUCUUCUUCCCCUUAUGCGGUAGUGGUAUAUCUUAGAUUUAUUUUAAAACUGUCAUUGGCAAAAAGAAAAAUUCAUGCACUUUUAGUGAUACAAAAUAAAAAUGUUACUGGUUUUACAGACACUUCUUUCAACAAUAAUGCAUGUAAUGGUUGUGUCAUGUUAAUGCAUUCAUAUCCCCUCAGUUAUACUAUUACAUCUCCAGUCUUACUAUGGUAAUAAUACAAUGAUGACGGUAGAUUGUACUUGUUACUGUAUUUCACAGGUGAAUAUGGUUUUUAAUUGUUUAGAUUUUAUUUAUGGUUUGGGAAGUGAAUUAUUAUAUGUUUUCUGGCUUAUAUCAAUGCUACCAUUAAAAGUUUUCACUGGAAAAUAAUACCUAGAAGGAAUGAAAGGAAUAUGGUCUUUUCAGACUAAAUGGCCAGGUUCAAAUUCUGUAUCUUUCUAUAAGUAAAGCAUGCCUGGAACAGAA
Zootermopsis nevadensis is the source of this 3533-nucleotide messenger RNA. It is a transcript of the gene Spase25, whose product is annotated as Signal peptidase complex subunit Spase25. The record is from RefSeq and is a predicted model, not a curated record. Gene Ontology annotation, cellular component: membrane; signal peptidase complex. Lineage: Eukaryota; Metazoa; Arthropoda; Insecta; Blattodea; Termopsidae. Gene Ontology annotation, biological process: protein targeting to ER.